Aaosphaeria arxii CBS 175.79 is the source of this 1585-nucleotide messenger RNA. RefSeq lists its product as uncharacterized. The transcript is spliced from 2 exons. The record is from RefSeq and is a predicted model, not a curated record. Gene Ontology annotation, molecular function: gamma-glutamylcyclotransferase activity. Bases 147 to 1445 code for a protein of 432 amino acids. Lineage: Eukaryota; Fungi; Ascomycota; Dothideomycetes; Pleosporales.
CUUCGGUGCCUGGUCAUGGACGGACGAAACAAUCGGAGAGCAUGAUUCUGAGUUCUUAUAACUCGAGAUUCUUCAUUUUUGAUGCUCUACAACACUCACAAUCACAAUAUAUAUCCUAAACAGACAGCACGUAAUUCAGACCCAAGAUGACAAUGACGACGGAUUCGCGGAACCACAUGUACGACGACGACCAACAUUCCACCUCCACCUCCGCAUUUUCCGCAUCUGGCAACGUCAGCGUGCCCCAAACGUCCGCAAAAGAUGAUAAGACCUACGCUGGCGCGUUCCGCAGAGCAUUCGCCAGUCUCCGCUUCUCCAGGAAGGAAAGCAGCAGCAGCAGUACUGCCAGCAAGCGGAUCUUCGAACCGCUACCUCCACCGUCCCAAUCACGCCUCGAUGCCUCGCUGAGCGAGGAAGCAAUCGACGUAGCCACUUUCAAUCAAACUCUGCAAGAUCAGGCCCCUCAGGAGAAGGAGAAGACGGUCCUUUACCUAGCCUACGGCUCGAAUCUCUGCAAUGAAACCUUCCGAGGCGUGCGAGGGAUACGUCCUCUCUCGCAGGUCAACGUGGUCGUACCCUCCCUGAAAUUGACCUUUGACCUUCCGGGAGUCCCAUACAUGGAGCCCUGUUUCGCAAACUGCAUGCCACGGACGCCUCCGUCCGAUUCCUCCCAUAGCGAAGAUGCCGACGACGGCAACGACGGCCAACAUGAACAUAUCCCACCCUACCACAAAGACCGCUGGACAAAAGGCAUGGUCGGCUGCGUCUACGAAGUCACCCUCCGGGACUUUGCAACCAUAAUCGCGACCGAAGGCGGCGGCUCCUCCUACCAAGACGUCCUCACCCUCUGCUACCCAAUUCCCAGCGACAGCACCACCGUCCCCACCUCACCGCAGACCCAGCCCUUCAAAGCGCACACGCUCUUCUCGCCCCGAAAACCCAUCUCCCGUCCCGAUCCCGCGUACGCCCAAGCAUCCGCCCGCUACCUCAACCUCCUCACCUCCGGCGCGCUCGAACUGCGCCUCCCGUCCGACUACCAAGCCUACCUCGAGCAGAUCCGGCCCUACACCAUCACCACCCUCCGCCAGAAAGUAGGCAAGGGCGUCUUCAUCACCGUCUGGGCGCCGUUCCUGCUGUUCGUGUUACAACUGAACAAGGUGUUUCAGGAUGAAAAGGGCAGGGCGCCGGCGUGGUUGACUUGGUUGAGCGGGGCGGUAUUUGGGGCUAUGUGGACGGCUUAUGAUGGAGGGUUUAAGGCGGUUUUCGGGGAUGGAGAGAGGACGGAGGGGUUGGAUGACGAAAACAAGAGCACGAGCAAGAGUGAGAGCGCAUCGACGGGCGCAACGAGGAAGAGAAGGGCGAGUUUGGUGGGGAACACUGGGACUGGCAGAGACGAGGAGAAGGCGCUGUUGGGGAAUGGACAAGACGAAGAUGAUACCGCGUGAGGAUGAUAAUGAUGAUGACGAUGACGAUAGACCUACUUGGUUUAUAUAUACACAUAAACGUGCACGUACAUAGCGAUAUAUAUCUCUCCAAAUGUUUCGGUCCUAUUCUCUUAGAUGUAAUAGACCGAUUCCCAGCUCAG